Molecule: messenger RNA, 1036 nt
Organism: Etheostoma cragini (Arkansas darter)
Lineage: Eukaryota; Metazoa; Chordata; Actinopteri; Perciformes; Percidae
Product: histidine triad nucleotide-binding protein 3-like
Molecular function (GO): catalytic activity
Source: RefSeq, a predicted model, not a curated record
GCCUGGUCUUUCUCUAUGUGGUUUACCAGCAGCGAGUUGAGGAGGAAACAGCUGAGACAAUACCGAAAUAUGGCAAGUAAUGACAUUUAUGAAACUUGUAUUUUCUGCUUGAUAUCCAACGACCAAGACAAAGAAACUCAAGUCAUUAAAAAGAACGAGGAGCUGGUGUGUUUUAGAGACAUCUACCCUGCUGCUCCUCACCAUUACCUGGUUGUACCCAUACAGCACAUACACAGCUGCCUGUCUCUGCACAGCGGACACAUCGGCCUCGUUAAAAGGAUGGCUGAAAUGGGGAAAACUGUCCUCCACGAACAAGGGGUUACUGAUAUGGAGGACAUAAGGCUUGGGUUCCACCAACCUCCCUUCACUUCGGUGAAUCACCUCCACCUGCACGUGCUCGCCCCCUCCAGCCAAAUCUUCAAACACAUGCAGUAUAAGUUCCUUCCAGGGACCCUUAGGUUUGUUACUGAAGCCUAUCUCCAGAAGCAUCUAAAGGAUAAUGCUCCACUAGUCAUCUCAGAGGAGUCUUUAAACCAGAAUGAGCCACGUGGAAACGAUGCUUCUUGUUUCCCAGGUUGGAACACUACAUCAAUGACAUCAUUCUAAACACUCAAGAACCUCAUCUGGAAACAGGACAGUAAAUGAGAUAACGCAGCAGGACUUAACUACACUUAGUGCCUUCCCGGGGACAAAUGAAGUGUUUUGAAGUGAAGUGAUAAAUCAAUUUAUUUUGAAAGGAAAGCCAUAGCAUUGAAAUGUUACUGUCUGAAUGGGAAGCAAGCAGUUCACACUUAUACACAGGUGUAUGUACUGUUUGUUGUAGGCUUUGCUUGUAUGAAUGAAUGCUCAUUGACAAAGUGUGAAAGUAUUUAUACUUUUUAUGUUUAGUGAUAUAUUAAGAAAACAAUGGAUUGACUCAAUCGAACACCAUGGACACAUGUAUAAGGGUUUGUUGAGAUAUUUCUUUUAAGUGAAAUUAUUUUUUAAAGAGCUUAUAGUUGUUACAAAAGACAUCCUUGAAGUUGUUCAAACACAU